This is a messenger RNA of Loxodonta africana (African savanna elephant), 600 nucleotides long. Its product is annotated as olfactory receptor 2F1-like. Gene Ontology annotation, biological process: G protein-coupled receptor signaling pathway; detection of chemical stimulus involved in sensory perception of smell. NCBI's taxonomy places the organism in Eukaryota, Metazoa, Chordata, Mammalia, Proboscidea, Elephantidae. The record is from RefSeq and is a predicted model, not a curated record. Bases 1 to 600 code for a protein of 199 amino acids. Gene Ontology annotation, cellular component: plasma membrane. Gene Ontology annotation, molecular function: olfactory receptor activity; G protein-coupled receptor activity. The transcript has 2 exons.
AUGUACGUCAGCCUGGCCUGCCUGCUCCAAGAGGAGGGAUACCUGACCUGGAUGAGUGGCUUUGUCCUCAUGGGCCUUUCCAGGGAUUGGAAGCCCCAAGCUGGGCUCUUUGUCUUCUUUGGGGCCACCUACCAACUGACUCUGCUCGGUAACAAGCCCAUCGUUCUCCUGAUUGGGCUGAAUGCACAGAUCCACCUGCCCAUGCACUCCUUCCUGGGCCACCUCUCUAUUGUGGAUAUCUGCUAUACCUCCAGCAGGGUCCUCCAGAUGCUGGUGCACUUCCUCCAGGAAAAGAAGACCAUCUCCUUUGCCCAGCAUGGGGCCCAGUUCCUCUUUUCCUUUGCCCUCGGGGGCACUGAGUUCCUGCUGCUGGCCACCAUGGCCUAUGACCACUAUGUGGCCAUCUAUGAUUCCCUGUUGUACAUAGCUCUGAUGAGCCCAAGGCUCUGCAUAGUGCUGGUGGCUGUGUGCUGCCUUGUGGGCCUGGCUAAUUCUGCCACGGAGAAGGCUAUCACUAUGUUCCUGCCCACCUGCAGGCAUGACGUGCCCAACCACAUGGCCUGCAUGGACACACAGAGAGCCAGGUGGCAAACUCGGUGA